This is a messenger RNA of Triticum aestivum (bread wheat), 2373 nucleotides long. RefSeq names its product receptor-like protein 3. Gene Ontology annotation, molecular function: protein binding. Bases 208 to 2352 code for a protein of 714 amino acids. NCBI's taxonomy places the organism in Eukaryota, Viridiplantae, Streptophyta, Magnoliopsida, Poales, Poaceae. The transcript has a single exon. The record is from RefSeq and is a predicted model, not a curated record.
GCCAACAAAGCCUAAGGUUGGUACCCACCAUCUUGAUGGCACCAUCGUACCUCAGUGACAGAAGACGUACUCUGAUGCAACUAUAGUAGCACUAUCUUCUAGUUAUAACGAUACCACUGCAACAUUGGAAACCACCACCUAUCGGCUACCAGAUAACCAACCAUUGCACGAACAGGCUAAGAUGAGAAGGCUUUAAGCUUACCAGCCAUGCAUUCUACAGCUCUGGUCGGGCUGCAGCUGUUUCUGCUGCUGCUCUCCUUGGCCUCUCCUGCCAGCUCAUGCACCGAGCAGGAGGAGCACUCCCUCCUCCAGUUCCUCACAGGGCUAUCUCAAGAUGCCGGCCUUGCCGUGUCAUGGAGAAACGGCACGGACUGCUGCAAAUGGGAAGGCAUAACCUGCAACAGGGACGGGGACGUCACUGAGGUCUCGCUGGCAUCUAGAGGGCUUGAAGGCCGCAUCUCGCCGCACCUUGCCGGUCUCACCGGCCUGCUGUGUGUCAACCUUUCACACAACUCAUUCUCCGGAGGCCUUCCUCCGGAGCUCAUGUAUUCCAGAAGCAUCAUCGUCCUCGACGUCAGCUUCAGCAGGCUUAGUGGGGUGCUGCACGAGCCGCCAUCUUCGGUCACCACCACCCUGCCUCUGCAGGUACUGAACAUCUCGAGCAACCAAUUUGGUGCAGAAUUUCCAUCACACACAUGGAAGGUGAUGCAGAAUUUGGUCGUGCUCAACGCCAGCAACAACAGCUUCACCGGGCACAUACUACCUUCUCUUUGCCUCUCGCCGUCAUUGGCCGUGCUUGACCUUUGUUACAACCAAUUGAGUGGCGGUAUUCCUGCUGCACUUGGUGAUUGCUCCAUGCUCAAAGUGUUCAAGGUUGGGCACAACAAACUAAGUGGCACUCUCCCUGUUGAACUCUUCCAUGCCACUUCCCUGGAGCAUCUCUCCAUCCCCAACAACGGAUUACAAGGAGAACUCGAUGGAGCAAACAUGGUAAAACUCAGUAAUCUGGUUACUCUCGACCUCCGAGAAAACAAAUUCAGUGGGAAGAUCCCAGGCUCCAUAGGUCAGUUGAAGAGGCUAGAGGAGCUCUAUUUGGGUAACAAUAACAUGUCUGGGGAGGUGCCAUCAACUCUGAGUAACUGCACGCGUCUCAUGAUCAUCGAUCUGAAGAUCAACAACUUCAGCGGAGAUCUAGGCAGGGUCAACUUCUCCACCCUACAGAACCUGACACAUUUAGAUGUUUUGAGAAAUAACUUCAGUGGCAUAGUUCCAGAAAGCAUAUACUCAUGCAGCAAUUUGAUUGCGCUGCGGGUGUCGUUGAACCAUUUCCAUGGUGAGAUCUCACCAAGGAUAGGGAAUCUGCACCUAUCCUUCCUAUCACUUGCUAGAAACCCUUUUACAAAUAUCACAAAAGCUUUUCAUGUCUUCAAUGGCUUCAGGAACAUCACCACUCUGAUUAUUGCCGAGAACUUUGUGAAUGAGAUGAUGCCACAAGAUGAGACUCUAGAUGGUUUUCGGAAUCUUCAAUAUAUCCACAUGGCCGACAGCGCAUUAACCGGACACUUGCCAGUUUGGUUACCAAAGCUCAGAAACUUGAAGGUACUAAAGUUAUCCAACAAUCGACUUACUGGACCAAUGCCAAGCUGGAUCAACUCCCUACAUAGCCUCUUCUAUCUGGAUGUAUCAAACAACAGUUUUGCUGGGCAAAUCCCAAUCGCCUUGAUGGAGAUCCCAAUGCUCAAAGAUAAUACAGCAGCUUAUUUGGAUCCUGGCCACGUUGAACUACCUCUUUUUUGGAGGAAUAUAUCGCGCCAAUACCAUUUUCUUACAGCUUUCCCUACACUCUUGAAUCUGGGCAUCAACAAUUUCACAGGCGUGAUUCCAUCGGAGAUUGGCCAACUGAAAGUGCUUUCUGAACUCGACUUCAGCUCAAACAAAUUAUAUGGACUGGUUCCGCUGUCGAUCUGCAACCUCACGAAGCUGGAGGUGCUAGACUUGUCUAAUAACCAUCUGAGGGGUGUAAUCCCUGCGGCAUUGGAGAGUCUUCACUUCCUUUCUGCACUCAACAUUUCUAACAAUGAUUUAGAAGGGCCUGUACCAACAGGAGGCCAGUUGAGCACUUUUCCAGAUUCCAGUUUUGAUGGGAACCCAAAGCUGUGUGGCACUAUGCUUAUUCACCAGUGUAGCUCAGUCAGAGCACAUCCUAUAUACAUUAUCUCUGCAAAACAGCCCAGCGUCAAGGUCAUAUUUUUUAUUGCCUUUGGUUUGUUCUUUGGAGUAGGCGUGAUAUAUGACCAGCUAGUGUUAUAUAGGUAUUUUGGCUCAGCCCAUUUCAAUUGUAAUUUGUUCUAAUAUUCAACGGAUAGAGGUAAA